Messenger RNA from Onychostoma macrolepis, 2325 nucleotides. RefSeq names its product mitofusin 1a (gene mfn1a). Gene Ontology annotation, cellular component: mitochondrial outer membrane. Bases 3 to 2183 code for a protein of 726 amino acids. Gene Ontology annotation, molecular function: GTPase activity; GTP binding. NCBI's taxonomy places the organism in Eukaryota, Metazoa, Chordata, Actinopteri, Cypriniformes, Cyprinidae. The transcript has 17 exons. Gene Ontology annotation, biological process: mitochondrial fusion; mitochondrion localization. The record is from RefSeq and is a predicted model, not a curated record.
ACAUGGAGCAGGACAAUGUUUCACCACUGCAGCACUUUGUGGUGGCAAAGAGGACAAUCAGUGCUGUGUUUCACCAGCUGUUGGAGUUUGUUAGAGAUUGUUCAGAUUUUGUAGAAGAGACGUGGAGGAAUGAGGAUCUUGAGCAUGUAGCAGAGGAAAAACAGUGUCUGCAGAUCCAGGCCUGCUCCAGGAAACUAACCGUCAUCAAAGAUGUGCUAGCCCGCAGACAUAUGAAGGUGGCCUUCUUUGGCAGGACCAGUAAUGGAAAGAGUACAGUAAUUAAUGCCAUGCUAAGGGAACGGGUUUUGCCCAGUGGAAUCGGCCACACCACUAAUUGUUUCCUGAGUGUGGAGGGCACAGACGGGGAACAUGCCUACCUUACCACUGAGGACUCUGAAGAGAGGAAAAGCAUUGAAACAGUCAAUCAGCUUGCCCACGCUCUGCAUAUGGACAGGAACCAAGACUCAGGCUGUCUGGUCCGAGUGUUUUGGCCCAAAGCUAAGUGUGCCCUGCUGAGAGAUGAUCUGGUCCUGAUGGACAGCCCAGGCACAGAUGUCACAUCAGAGCUGGACAGUUGGAUUGAUAAGUUUUGUUUAGAUGCUGAUGUCUUUGUUCUUGUGGCCAACUCUGAGUCUACCAUAAUGAACACUGAGAAGCACUUUUUCCACAAAGUGAAUGAACGCAUAUCAAAGCCCAAUAUUUUCAUCCUAAAUAAUCGUUGGGACGCGUCUGUCUUAGAGCCAGAGUAUCUGGAAGAUGUGCGGAAGCAGCACAUGGAUCGCUGUGUCAGUUUCUUAGUGGAGGAGCUAAAGGUAGUGGAACUUAACAAGGCACCUGGCCGCAUCUUCUUUGUCUCUGCCAAGGAGAUGUUGAGUGCCAGGAUCCACCGUGCCCAGGGAAUGCCAGAGACUGGCGGUGCUUUGGCUGAAGGAUUCCAAGAGCGACUGAUGGAGUUCCAGAGUUUCGAAAGAACAUUUGAGGAAUUUAUAUCACAGUCUGCCGUGAAGACCAAGUUUGAGCAGCACACAAUCAGAGCCUGGCAGAUCACUGAGUCAGUCAAGGCUAUCAUGGAUGCCAUCAAUAUUUCUUCAGCAGAAAAGAAAGUGUUCUCACUAGAAGAGCGUGAGGCUCUAAUGGAUCGGCUGGAGUUUGUGCGAAAUCAGCUCAACUUCCUAACCGAGGACAUAAAAGACAAGAUAAAGGCCAUCACUGAGGAAAUGGCUGACAAGGUGUCCAAUGCCAUGGCAGAAGAGAUUCGUUGCCUGUCUGCUCUUGUGGAUGAAUUCUGCUCUGAUUUUAGCCCUGCCCCGAAUGCCUUAGCCCUGUACAAAACUAAGCUCAUGGCCUAUGUGGAGGAGAGAAUGGUGAAAAAUUUGGACUUGCGCUGUUCCAGCAGUAUAAAUGGCUAUGUGCUGUCAUCUCAGAGAGACAUCAUGGACACUCUACGUCCUCUGCUGCCCCCUGCUGCCCGAGGUCAACUACACCUCCCCAACAGGAAGUUCAGUAUUACCUAUGACCUGAACUUUGCCAGCCUCUGUGAAGACUUUGUGGAGGACAUCAACUUUCAUUUCUCACUGGGUCUUACAUUCUUGGUGAACCGUUUCCUAGGGCCUGGUAAAGCAAAACAAGCUUUGAGCCUAUUGGAUCAAAAAUUGCAAGUCACCUCUUCCUCUGCUCCCUUGGGAACCCAGGCGCAGGAGGAGUUGGCUAUGUCCAUGGCAACAGGGCUGGUCUCUCUCACUUCCAGAGCAUCAGUUGGGAUGCUGGUCAUUGCUGGAGUGGUGUGGCGUUCUGUGGGAUGGAGGGUUAUUGUACUUUCUGUGAGUCUCUACGGUUUCCUAUACCUGUAUGAAAGACUGACCUGGACCAACAGCGCUAAAGAGAGGGCUCUAAAGCAGCAGUUUGUGGACUUUGCCACUCAAAGACUGCAGGCCAUUUCACACAUUAUCAGCAGUGACUGUGGACAGCAGGUGCAACAGGAAAUGGUGGCCGUCUUUGCCCGCAUGUGCCAACAGGUUGACAAGAGCGAGAUGGAGCUUGAAACAGAGAUCCGCAGACUCAGCGCCAGGAUUCAGCGCCUGGAGAGUGUCCAGAGACACUCCAAAACCCUCAGGCAUAAAGCCACUGAUCUGGAGUCACAACUGGAGUCUUUUUCAGCGCAGUAUCUGCAGACUCAACAUUAACUAGAGCAGCACGAAACUGGGAACAAGAGAAGGCCAAAACACACUGCAUGAUUUUAGCAAUCCUAUAAGAUCGAUUGUUUCACAAUGCCAAUCUUUCGUCUGGGACAGCCGAAAAUCGUGCAGUGUGUUUAGGGCUUAAGAC